UCCUUCUUACCAGAAAAAUCACUUUUCUUCUCUGGAGGGUGGACAGUUAUAGCAUCGAUUUCACGGAUCUGGUAACAUGGCCAAAGAUGCCGGUCUAAUUGAAGCCAACGGGGAGCUAAAGGUCUUCAUAGACCAGAACCUUAGUCCUGGAAAAGGGGUCGUGUCCUUGGUGGCCGUCCACCCAUCCACGGUGAACACGCUCGGGAAGCAACUCCUGCCGAAGACGUUCGGACAGUCCAGUGUCAACGUCACGCAGCAAGUGGUGAUCGGCACGCCCCAGCGACCUGCAGCGCCUAGCACGAUCGUGGUGGGAAGCCCGCACACCCCUAACACCCACUUUGUCUCCCAGAACCAGCCUUCAGACCCCUCACCUUGGUCUGCCGGGAAGCGGAGCAGGAAAGGCGAGAAGAACGGGAAGGGCCUGCGGCACUUCUCCAUGAAGGUCUGCGAGAAGGUGCAGAGGAAGGGGACCACGUCCUACAACGAGGUGGCCGAUGAGCUGGUCGCGGAGUUCAGCGCCGCCGACAACCACAUCCUGCCCAACGAGUCGGCUUACGACCAGAAGAACAUAAGGCGGCGAGUCUACGAUGCCUUAAAUGUGCUGAUGGCCAUGAACAUCAUCUCCAAGGAGAAGAAGGAGAUCAAGUGGAUCGGUCUGCCCACCAACUCGGCUCAGGAAUGUCAGAAUUUAGAGGUAGAAAGACAGAGAAGACUUGAAAGGAUAAAACAGAAACAGUCUCAGCUUCAAGAACUUAUUCUGCAGCAAAUUGCCUUCAAGAAUCUGGUGCAGAGAAACCGCCAGGCGGAGCAGCAAGCCAGCCGGCCGCCCCCGCCCAACUCCGUCAUCCACCUGCCCUUCAUCCUCGUGAACACCAGCAAGAAGACCGUCAUCGACUGCAGCAUUUCUAAUGACAAAUUCGAGUAUCUGUUUAAUUUUGACAACACGUUUGAGAUCCACGACGACAUCGAGGUGCUGAAGCGCAUGGGGAUGGCCUGUGGGCUGGAGUCGGGCGGCUGCUCUGCCGAAGACCUGAAAGUGGUGAGGAGCUUGGUACCGAAGGCAUUGGAGCCCUACGUGACAGAAAUGGCUCAAGGAUCAAUCAGCGGUGUCUUCGUCACGUCGUCAGUGUCGACUUCCAAUGGCACGAGGCUCUCUGCCAGUGACUUGAGCAACGGUGCGGACGGCAUGCUGGCCACAAGCUCCAGCGGGUCCCAGUACAGCGGGUCCAGGGUGGAGACGCCGGUGUCCUAUGUCGGGGAGGACGAGGAGGACGAGGACGACUUCAAUGAAAACGACGAGGACUGACGCUCUGCCCGCCGGCCCGCCCUCGGACGCAGCUGCAGCAAAACGUGUGGGGAAGAGACGCUUUUGUUAGCGUGGGUUUUCUCUUUACUUUUGGCCUUCUGGGAAGUCGUCGGUAAGCUGUUGAUCCGCCGUGCGCCUCCGGUAAGCAGGCAAGGGCGUUCCCAGGGCCUCGGACGGCCUGAGCUCUGUGUGGAUGCACUGUGCUGGCGCAGAGCCCUGACCCCGUUGAGGAUUUUGUGUUUUCAUUUUCUAUUUUUUUAAGUUCAGAGUUUGUUUUUGCCCCUUAACAAUUCUUGCUGAGUUUGCUGAAGAAGUUGUGCUCCACUCACAUCAACGACAGUCAGACGCAGUUCUGUCACUCGAGGGGGUGCUGCUGAAAGCCGCUAUUU
Messenger RNA from Ceratotherium simum simum (southern white rhinoceros), 1695 nucleotides. NCBI's taxonomy places the organism in Eukaryota, Metazoa, Chordata, Mammalia, Perissodactyla, Rhinocerotidae. The record is from RefSeq and is a predicted model, not a curated record.